AUGCCGCUGAUCUUUCGUGAAAUACAAGGUGAUCUUUUUUCGGCUUCAUCGAAUACAUCGCUUGCAAAUUGUGUUUCAAGAGAUUUGUGUAUGUCUAAAGGUAUUGCAACAUUAUUUCGCAAUAGAUUUGGUCAAGUCGACGAACUUAAAAAACAAGAUGUUCCGGUUGGUAAUUGUGCUUAUAUUACUGUUGAUGAUCGUUGUAUUUUCUAUUUGGUAACAAAAGAAAGAUAUUUUCAUAAGCCAACCAUGGCAACAUUAGAAUCAAGUCUUCAUGUAAUGCGUGAUUUAUGUAUUAAAAAUAAUGUUCAUCAUUUGGCGAUGCCUCGGAUUGGUUGUGGAUUAGAUAAACUUAAUUGGGAUCAAGUAUCAAGACUGAUCCAACGUGUAUUUGCAGAAGAUGAUAUCGAAAUCACGAUUUAUUCGAUUUAA
Molecule: messenger RNA, 432 nt
Organism: Rotaria socialis
Lineage: Eukaryota; Metazoa; Rotifera; Eurotatoria; Philodinida; Philodinidae
Source: the annotation of a GenBank genome assembly